CCUCUCAUCCCCUUUCAACAAUUAUGUUCCAUCGAUUUGCCGCUAUCAUUUCAGAUUGAGCAACAACUACGCUACAUUUUCCUCGAAAAAGCAUUUUUUUCCGCAAAAUUGUUCCUGAAUAUUGGGAGAAUUAACGAUGGGUAAGCUGUUGAUUCUAAUUUCCUUUGUUCUGGCAAUCAGCGGAGGCCUCAUUGCCGUUCCGGCUGCGAACGCCCUCGUGCCAUACAGCACUUGAACCCUGUGGGACACGAUGCUUCCCUCCGUAGCCGACGAUCCCUUCAGAGUGUUGGAGCAAAUCCCGUUGGCCGUCCCCAGAGGCGCCGACGACAUUGUGGCCCUGGCGCGCGCCGACUGGAAGGAGACCCCUGCCGCCCACCUCAUCUCCCUGGACGUCCCCGGCUUCACCAAGAAAGACGUGAAGAUCGAGGUGGAGGAGAACAGGGUGCUGCGGAUCACCGGAGAGAGGAAGACCGAGGGGGAGGAGGGGGAGAAGUGGCACAGGGCGGAGCGCACUGCCGCCAAGUUCUGGAGGCAAUUCAGACUGCCGGCGAAUGCUGACUUGAACUCCGUCACGGCUCACCUGGAGAACGGGGUGCUGAGAAUCACGGUGCCCAAGCUCGCCGAGGAGAAGAAGAGGCAGCCCAAGCUCGUCCGUAUCGCCGGGGAUUCCUCAGCCGGUGACGACAACAAGACCACCAAGGCCCAAAUGGAAUAACGAAUCAUAGGCAACGGCACAGAAUGUCUAUUAAUGGUCGGUCCACAGCGCUCGCAUCAAAUU
This is a messenger RNA of Malania oleifera, 778 nucleotides long. Its product is annotated as 22.0 kDa class IV heat shock protein-like. NCBI's taxonomy places the organism in Eukaryota, Viridiplantae, Streptophyta, Magnoliopsida, Santalales, Ximeniaceae. Gene Ontology annotation, biological process: protein complex oligomerization; protein folding; response to hydrogen peroxide. The transcript has a single exon. Bases 251 to 715 code for a protein of 154 amino acids. The record is from RefSeq and is a predicted model, not a curated record.